Pseudonaja textilis is the source of this 4885-nucleotide messenger RNA. It is a transcript of the gene RSBN1L, whose product is annotated as round spermatid basic protein 1 like. Gene Ontology annotation, cellular component: nucleus. NCBI's taxonomy places the organism in Eukaryota, Metazoa, Chordata, Lepidosauria, Squamata, Elapidae. The record is from RefSeq and is a predicted model, not a curated record.
AAGCAGAUCGCAAAAUGGCGGAGCUGCCCAGUCCCGUGCGAGGGGCGACGGUGGCGCCUCUACCGCCUCCGCCGCUGCCUCCUCCCUCGGCUCUGGCCGUCGACGCCCGCGGCGUCUCCCCGCGCGGGCUCCAGCCGCCGGCCGCCAAGCGCCUGAAGGGGGACGAGCGCGGCUUCAAGGAGGCCAAGCGUCUCAACGGCGAGGGCCACAGGCAGCCUCCGCCUCACAUCCCCGUGGCGUCUUCCCCGGCAGGCCCCGCCGUGUGGAGCCUGGCCGCCUUCUCCUCUGGCGGUGGAAGCGGCCCGACCGGCGGCGGCGGCGGUUCCUUCGUCUUCCAGCCUCAGCUGCCCCCCAAGUUGCUUCUUCCGCCGCCUCCGCCUCCUCUUUCCCUCUGCCUGGCCGGCGUGGAGGGCCCCAGCGGGGCCAAGAGCAAGAAGCCCAAGGAGAAGCGCGAGAAGGAGAGGCGGAAAACCCUGCCCGGGACGGCGAUGACGGCGGCGCCUCCUCAGGGAAGCGGCCGGGAAGAGAACGGCGACCUGAAGAUGCUCCUCCAACAACAGCACCACCAUCGGCAUCACCAUCGCCCGGGCGAUGAAAUAAUCAGAGAAAAAAACACAGAACGAGACAAGGAAAAGCAGAAAGAAAAAAAGAAGCACAGAUUAAUGUCUGAAAUAAAAAAAGAGAAUGGAGAAAUGAAAUUAUUUCAGAAAGACAUAAAAGAAAAAGCGAAAAGCAAUGCAGACGAUCUACAGAUUAAAAAAGUAAAGAAGAAAAAGAAAAAGAAACAUAAAGAGUGUGAAAAACGGAAGCGUCCAAAAAUGUACAGUAAAUCUAUUCAGACCAUCUGCUCAGGAUUGCUUUCCGAUUUUGAGGAUCAAGAAGCCAAAGGCAUUGUGGAUCACCACCACCAUCACCAUCAUUUCAGUGAGAAACAUAAGAGUCCCAAGAAGGACUCUGAGUCCAAGAGAGUGGACAACAGUGAGUUUCCCUUUGUCUCGUUAAAGGAGCCACGGGUUCAGGACAAACUACAGAGGUUGGAUGUGCUGGAGUUCAAAGAGUUCAUUCAUGUGGAGCACCAGCCUAACGGAGGUGCCUCAGUGGUUCAUGCCUACACGAAGGAGCUCUCCCACUUGUCUCCUGUGGAGAUGGAGAGAUUUGCAGAGGAAUUUCUGGGCUUGGUUUUUAGCGAAAAGGAGAACUGCACCGCUUACUAUGUAAUGGGAAUUGUUCAUGGGGCAGCUACUUAUUUACCUGACUUUUUAGACUACUUUUCAUUUAAUUUUCCCAAUUCGCCAGUGAAAAUGGAGAUUUUGGGAAAGAAAGAUAUAGAGACUACAACUAUGUCCAAUUUUCAUGCUCAGGUAAAAAGAACAUAUUCCCAUGGUACAUACAGAGCUGGCGCGAUGAGACAAAUUAGCUUGGUUGGAGCAGUAGAUGAGGAAGUUGGGGAUUAUUUUCCAGAGUUCCUUGAUAUGCUGGAAGACUCACCUUUGUUAAAAUGUACUUUACCAUGGGGGACUCUUUCUAGUCUGAAACUAGAAAGUCGGAAGGACAGUGAUGAUGGUCCCAUCAUGUGGGUACGUCCAGGAGAACAGAUGAUUCCUGUGGCAGAUAUGCCAAAGUCGCCUUUCAAAAGGAAAAGAACUACCAAUGAAAUAAAAAACCUGCAGUACCUACCUCGUACUAGCGAGCCUCGUGAAAUGCUUUUUGAAGACAGGACGCGAGCACACGCAGAUCACAUAGGACAAGGGUUUGAACGGCAGACUACAGCUGCUGUCGGAGUGUUAAAGGCAGUGCAUUGUGGAGAAUGGGUUGAACAACCUCGCAUAACCAAAGACGUAAUUUGUUUUCACGCGGACGAUUUCUUAGAGGUAGUUCAACGGCUGCAGCUAGAUUUGCACGAGCCUCCACUUUCCCAGUGCGUCCAGUGGGUGGAUGACGCGAAACUAAACCAGUUGCGAAGGGAAGGCAUCCGAUACGCCAGGAUUCAGUUGUAUGAUAACGAUAUUUAUUUUAUUCCACGGAAUGUUAUACACCAAUUUAAGACGGUUUCAGCCGUAUGCAGUUUGGCGUGGCACGUGCGGCUCAAGCUCUACCACUCGGAGGCGGAAAACCAAACUGCCUAUGACACAGAUUCCCCAGCCGAUGGCGCGUCUCCUCUGACGGGACUUCAGACGGAGGGUGCCCCCCACCCCGUGGACGCCCACACCUCCGAAGGAACCAAAUUCUUAAGUAGCCUUCAGACUCAAUACGUGAAACAAGAGGUUUUGGCCCCCCCACACGAACCCAAUUUAUCUCUCCGGAAUCCUGAGGAAACCCUUCCCACUGACCUUCCAGAAAAGACAGCGCCCGCCUCCAGCGCUGCAGAAUGUGCGAAAGCGAGACUGGAUCACGCUUACUUGACAGGGUGGAGACUUGAGACUGACCCGAACCCCGAGCCCGGCUGCAGAUAUUUACAGGAUGUCGUGUGCCCCGGGGGCCAUGUGAACCUGGAUGACACGAGACAGAGGAGCUCAGCUUAUCCAAGUCUGCCUGGCAAACCAGAAGAUGAUUUUUUGUGUUAAGUGUGUGCGUGCGCAUGGGCGUGCGUAUAUGUUUUUAAAGUACUUUUAAAAUAUAACGACACAAUGUAAGGGAGGCUUUACAUUCUGUGAGGCAGGAUGUCUGUUUUUUUUUUUUUCCUGACCUGCCCUUGCAGCUGUUGCAGCAUAAAAUAGUACAUGUAGCUUUGUAACAUUCCUCAGUGCCUGUCCGUAACUGUAAACUGUUUGAAAGCACUUAGGGCCAGAUGCACUGUAAACACUGCAGGUAUAACAUUAAAAAAAAGUCUUUAAAUAUGAGUUGUAGGUUUUAGAAUAGAGCUGACAUUUAACAUAUAUAUUUUUUGUAAGAUAAAGCCAGAAUUCUUUUUGACAAUUCCAGGCUUUUCCAUAGAGCUUAUUUAUACCAUUUUUUUUCCUUUUUAAUGUGUCAGCACUGUAGUGUAAAUAGCUUUUUUUAAAAACAAACAAAACGAAAACAAAAAAAAAACUUUUUAGUGUGAUUUAUAUUAAAAUGUGAGCCGCUUAAUAAAGGUUCAUAAUAAUUAUUUUUAUUUUGAAAAAAAUCUCAGUCCUGGUAAAAUUAAAAAAAAGGAAAAUAUUCUUAUAUUAAAAAUGCAUAGAUGUAUUAAGUAAGAUAGAAUUUGUUGUUGAAUUUCACAAAAUCUUAUCUGGAGAAGAAUAUCCUUUUGGUUGGAUGCUAGAUGGUAUGUCAGAACGAAAGCGUAACUUUCUUCCUUUUUUCCUAUCGUACGAAUGUUAGACUUCAGCAAGGAUUGAACAUUUGAGUACUCUUGACAGACAUAUCACUAAAGUGGAGUCCUAAUGAGUGGCAAAUCAUAAAUAAAUACAAAAAAGAGGGUUACAAAAAAGAAUAGUAGUACACUUUGCCAGUUAUUUGAACAAAAUAUAUAAGUAGAUCACCUACUUAAUAUCUCCCCCCCACACCCCCUGUCCUUUGGCUGGGCACUUAAUUCUGUAACAAGCAGAUGACUAAAGACAGUUUUACAAUAAAUGUAAGAAAGGGGGUGGGGAGCAUUUCAUUUCCAACCAAGAAUAUAGCGCCGGAUCAAUGUGAAUUUUCCUCAUGCGUCUGGCUAAAUAAAGUUAGGAACAUGUUUAGUUUAAUUCCUUCUGAGCCAGAACGUAAAAGUUUUCCUUUAUGUAACAGAACACAACAACAGUUCUCUCUUUCUGACCUCUUUUAUGGCACAAACUAUGACUUCUGUUAUUCCCAGUGGGGAGUAUAAUAUGAAAAAUGUCCAGUAAAAUAUCCACUCAUCUCAUCGAUCAUUUUGAGCCUUCAGCUUUGCCAUACAGGCAAUGACUAUCUUCGCAGCAGCCCUGGCCCCCACAAUUCAGUUGAAUACACAGUAAACCCUCUCCUUGUCAUAUUACUUGAGUUUCUUAGUUCGCGUUGCUGUAAUUGUGAUAAUUUUAGAGAUCAGCAAAUCAUUAGACUUCCUUUGUGGGUGGGAUUGUUUUACAGUGAGGUUUAAUACAGUUUUACAGUGAGGUUUAAUAGGUGAGCCUGCAUCCAAUUGGUCAGGAAAGCUGGUACCAGAAAAAAGGGCUUGAGAGUCAACUAGCCUUCAAUGGGACCGGGUCGUCUCUUAAUUUAAGAUAGAUCUGCAGUAGGGAAUAUAUACUGCCCUGUCUCCAUACAAAAGACACAAUGAAAAUACCUGGUUGGCGUGUUUUGCUAUACUGAGUAUACAUGGAACUGCCUGGUGUAAGUUUGGAGGCAUACAUUGCAAUUGUAGAACCAUCAACAUUUAAAGCAAAGGCAGAUAUGCAGAGAGGUUGGAUACAAAGAAGGAGAAUAAUUCACCUGUGGCAACCAAACUUUGGGUAGAAUGUUUGAUUCUUGACCUCUUCCACUUUAAAUUCUAUGGGUAUUUCGAAGCUGUUGAAAAAGAAAAGCACAGCAAGAAAAAAAAAUGCCCUUGGACCUUUAAAACAUUAAAACCAGAUAAUAAUAAUUGCUGUGAAAUUAUAAGCACUCGGGAGGAUUUCUAGAAGGCUCUUGGUAUGAAUAUGAGUCAACAUGGUUUUCUAUAUGAAGGGAUGGUCAUAGCCCUUUCAGAUUGCUGAUGUCAGCAAAUGCUACUAUUUUCGUGUUUUUUUUUCUCUUUCUUUUUUUUUGGUACACAGUUUGAUAAACAUGUCUUAACAAUGUCAGGCAGUUUCUGUUAAGAGGCUGCUUUUGUGUUUCCCCCUUUGAGGUUUAUGUGGUGUGCUGAAAAGGUUACGAAGUGCCGGAACCUUUUGUUUAAACCAAUGGUUCACCUGAAACUAAGCUGUCAUUGGAUAUUGUCAUUUCUAUCUUUUGUAUGGCUAUUAUA